This is a messenger RNA of Lampris incognitus (smalleye Pacific opah), 2784 nucleotides long. RefSeq names its product protein phosphatase 1, regulatory (inhibitor) subunit 7 (gene ppp1r7). Gene Ontology annotation, molecular function: protein binding. Bases 25 to 1077 code for a protein of 350 amino acids. The transcript has 10 exons. The record is from RefSeq and is a predicted model, not a curated record. Lineage: Eukaryota; Metazoa; Chordata; Actinopteri; Lampriformes; Lampridae.
CGGAUUGGUUGAACGUCCGUCCAAAUGUUUACAGGAAAUAUGGCUUCCCCGUCUGUUGGAGAUCCUCAAGAGAUGGAAGUGGACCGGCGGGGUGAGUCUGAGGAAUCUGGUGAUGAUGAGAUCCGGAGGAAGAGUAUCAAUGGUGAGACGGAUCCAAAUCAACCCGCAGCCACAAGUAAAGAGGAGUCCCCAGUUGAUAUGGACACCAUAACCCUGGACCCAGAGGAAGAGGAUGUUGACCUUGUUCACUGCCGUAUUGGUAAGAUUGAAGGAUUGGAGGUGCUUCAGAAAGCUAAAACACUCUCCUUGCGUCAGAAUCUCAUCAAAAAAAUAGAGAACCUUGAUAGUCUGAGCUCGCUGCGGGAAUUGGAUCUCUAUGACAAUCAGAUCCGCAAACUGGAGAACCUGCAGAACCUCACAGAGUUGGAACAACUGGAUGCAUCCUUCAACAUCCUUAGAAAGGUGGAAGGUCUGGAGCGAUUGACUCGACUGACGAAACUCUUUCUACUUCACAACAAGAUCAAUUCCAUUGCCAACCUGGAUCACCUCACAGUUCUGGAGAUGCUGGAGCUGGGCUCCAACCGCAUUCGGGUAAUAGAGAACUUGGAUUCACUCACAUCCUUGCAAAGUUUGUUCCUUGGCACUAAUAAGAUAACUCAGCUUCAGCAUCUAGAGGGUUUGCACAAUCUGACUGUUUUAAGCAUCCAGAGUAACCGCAUCACUAAAAUUGAGGGUCUACAGAGCCUGGUCAACCUGAGAGAGCUGUAUCUGAGCCACAAUGGCAUUGAGGUCAUUGAGGGCUUGGAAAACAAUAAAAGGCUCACGACUCUGGACAUUGCAGCCAAUCGAGUAAAGAAAAUUGAAAACAUCAGCCAUCUGACAGAGCUACAGGAAUUCUGGAUGAACGAUAAUCAAAUAGAUAACUGGUCAGAUCUAGACGAGCUGAAGAAUGCAAAAAAUCUGGAGACAGUCUAUCUGGAGAGGAACCCACUACAGAAGGACCCUCAGUAUCGGCGAAAGAUCAUGCUUGCAUUGCCCACCGUGCGCCAGAUUGAUGCUACUUUCAUACGCUUCUGAGUCACAGUCUCACACUUUGCCUGCUGUUUUUCCACACUGUUCUCCCUCACCACCCUGCCUGCCCCACCCACAAAAUGGACCUCAUUUUGAAACAUGUUGGCCUCACAGACACUGGUCUAUGCGCACAGAGUCUUACUUGCUCAUGUACAAAUAUACAUGUACACUGACGUUAAAUUCACCCAUGGUUCAUCCACAUGCAAUCACAUGUAUUCAUGCACAAGUUGAUCUAUGCUAUAGUCUGAACGCUUAGUAAUUUAUUUGGCUGGAUAUGAACUGUGAAAACAACAUUUCAAAAAGUUAAUUCAACAAUAUCCUCAUUUAUCCUCCCUAUUCCCAAUUUUUUUGCAUGCAUAAUACAGUAUGAGACGGGGGCUUAUUCUGCCGUCAUCAUGACAAUGCCCAUCUUAUAACAGAGAGGCAGUCUUAUUUUAUCACGGUAUUAUUGAAGUUGCAUUGCAAAAUCACAAGGUGUUGGUGUCAAUCCUACUUUUAACGGUCUUAAGGAAUUUUACAAGUAUUAAUCACUUGUUCUGACAGGAUGAAACUGGUCUCAUAAGAUGUAUUCCAGGUACUAGGCCUGUGAAUAAAGCUAAGAAUGUGCAUCCAAAAUUCUGUAACAUCAAGAUGGCUGAAAGGGAAAAUCCAUUCUAUAACAGCUUACAAAAAUUAACCCUUGGUAUGUUAUAUGUUUGACAAUUUAGCUCAACAUGCACCUUGGUACCUUCUGCCUCGAAAUAUUGUACUGAGUUGGGUAGCAAAUGGUACUGUCAUGGAAAUAUUAUGAAUGCUACUUCAUACGCCAUACCGAAACCCCACAGUACAUUUUUUGAAGCAGUUCAAUAAAGCUGCACUUAAACACACUGGUCUACGAAGGAAAUUAUAUGCUACAAAAAUUGGCCAAUUUAAAUUAAUUGCUGAAUCUGCAUCUAAUUAAUCUUGCUCUGAUGUGCAUAUCAGGCUGUCCAGCAGGCUGUGCACUCAUCACCGGUUAGUGUGAUGAUGUAACAUUUGAACUGUAAAGUCAUUAAAUUCUCAAGGAGACAGAAAUAGCAUCUGACCGAAGUGAUCAAAAGAAGAGCAGUACAUACAUAUUCUUUUAUGCUUAAGCUUCUCAAAGUUGUUUGUAAUUGCUCUGAUAUGGGACAGCUCAGUCCCACAAGUCUGUCCCAGUGUGACCCUUAGAGCUGCAUCUUUGACGGUAUUAGAGACUGACUUUGUUGACACCACGACAGUAUCUAAGUAUACAGAGUUGGCAACAGUGUUGGCAACAGGGAGCACUACGAUGAAAUAAAGCUUGUUUAGAUGUGAAAUGGCAUUCUAAUGUGUCUGUAAAGUUAGUUUUGGAUUUGAAGUCAGUGAAGCAGUUAUUGCAGUUUGGUUUUGUCUCGUUUAAUUUCCCAAGUCAAAGCUUUGGUUUUCUGGUUUCUAGCUUUGGGAAAAAGUGUUCCUGUACAGAAAAGGCAACCUGUUAAAAAUGAUUAAAGUAAUAUGUAUGAAAGUUAUGGCAUUACAGUAACCUCUGCUUUCUGUAAUAUUGUUAGGCUAAAGUUCCCUACAUGGGAAUAUUUUUGGUGUGAAUGAGUUGACCACGUUCUAACGAAAGAUUUAUUUGUUAAUCAAAAACUGAGUUGAUCACACACAAAUACUGACAGCCAUCCUUGUCUUUUGUACAUAAUUCAAUUAAAAUAUGGCUUUGCUUUUGAGUCA